This is a messenger RNA of Lathyrus oleraceus (garden pea), 742 nucleotides long. RefSeq lists its product as uncharacterized. NCBI's taxonomy places the organism in Eukaryota, Viridiplantae, Streptophyta, Magnoliopsida, Fabales, Fabaceae. Bases 113 to 607 code for a protein of 164 amino acids. The record is from RefSeq and is a predicted model, not a curated record. The transcript has a single exon.
GGUUUCGUAAUUUUCCAACUAAAAAAAGCUACAUAUAGCCGCAACACACACCAAACUCGCGAGUUAGGAAUUAUAAUCAUUCAAAAAUUGAACUCGCUAAAACAUCAUAUUAAUGGGUAACUGCUCUUCGUUCGAUUCGUCGCAGGUCGAAACAGCUAAGGUUGUCGCACACGACGGUACCAUGAAGGAAUUCUCGUACGCGGUUAAGGUUUCUUAUCUUUUACAAUUAUACCCCGGGUGUUUCAUAUGCGAUUCUGAUGAGAUGGGGUUCGACGACGUCGUUGUAGCCAUGCAUGAAGAUGAGGUUUUGAUACUUGGACAGCUUUAUUUCGCUUUGCCGUUGAACCGGUUGAAAAAGCCGUUACCGAUGAGGGAAAUGGCCGCGCUGGCCGUGAAGGCUAGCUCCGCGCUUAAUAAAUGUGGUGCCGGAGAGAAAGUUGGGUUUCGACGGAAACGGAUUCUGGUGUUCUCCGGUGAAGGGAACGGGAAGUCCGGUCGGCGAGUGUCGCCGGAUAUUUCUGUUAGUGUUGGUAGGUCGAGGAGCGGGAGAAAUUUCGGUGGUGGCAGAGGGAAGUUUGUGGCGGAGUUGAGUUGCAUACCGGAGUAGGGGUAGUUUCGGAAGAAAAGAUUUAAUCGUGUUGUAUAUAUUCAUAAAAAGAAAAAAAAUUAAUUUGUGAGAUUGUAGAGAUUUUUCUUUAACAUAGAUGAGAUUAAAUUAGUUGAAUCAGAUCCACUUAUUUCA